AUGGGGGAGUUAAUUGUUUUUUUUAAAAAAUUUAUAUUUAAAGUAAAAUUUUUUUUUAGAAAUAUAAAAAAAUCCAAAUUCGCAAAUUUGAAAGCAAAUGUUAAUUUAAUUUCUAAAAUUUAUAUUUUAAAAUGCAAUUUGUUUAAAUUAAACAGAGUUAGAGAUUUACAUUAUAAUCAUUAUCACUUAUAUAUCAAAAAUUCUUUGUUCGCUGGAGUGUGGGGGCAAAAUAGGGAUUUUUCCAAUGGUUUUGCUCGCUAA
Blepharisma stoltei is the source of this 261-nucleotide messenger RNA. The record is from the annotation of a GenBank genome assembly. Lineage: Eukaryota; Ciliophora; Heterotrichea; Heterotrichida; Blepharismidae.